GUUAUAUAUCUCUUUACAUUAUGACAACCAUUAUUACAACAAAUAAUAAUGAAGUAGAAUACAGUCCUUUGCAUCUCUCGACAACCAAUGAAAAGAUACCAAAAUACAUUUCAAUGACAAAUACCAUAGAAUCAAAGCAAGAAAUCAAAAACAGAAGCAGGCCUAUUCAAGAACAAAAUAACUCACUUUUCGAUGUAUUUUUAACAGUGAUAUUGUACAUAUUGCACUUUUUAUAUCUAUUGUAUAUUGGCUAUAUCUCAUUUUCAGUCUAUCUCUAUACUACAUUCUAUCAAUCAAAAGCAGAUAUUCAAGCACGCAUGCAGUUUGAUAAACGACAAUUGACAAAAAUACCAAACCACCUUGCUAUCCAUAUUUCUCGUGAGUUAUUGAGCUCAAGAAGUCUUAAGGACUGGGACACAAUGAUGCUGGACAUUUGUAUGGCUACAUGUUGGGCUUGGGAAUUUGGUAUUCAAGAGGUAUCUGUGUAUGAUGCAUCAGGAGUUUUUAAAUCAAUGGCAGUUGAUCUUUAUAAACAGCAAUCUACUAUGUUACAUGAAUGGAUGACAAACCAAAUGGAAAAGAAUAGACCAGCCAUCAAAUUUUCAGUUUUAUCAGGUGAAAAUGGGAAACCACACAUGGGAUAUGUAGUACAAGAAAUGAUAAAAAACAACAAACAGGCAAUAGACAUUGAAUUAGUAAACACAUAUAUGCAUCUGAAUACUAUUUCUGAUCCUGAUUUGAUGAUUAGCUAUGAUGGUCUUCCACAUAACUACGUUUCAUUGGAUGGUUAUCCUCCUUGGCAUAUUCGAUUAACUGAAAUUAUGAAUUGUUAUAGUGAACACCAGUUGAAUUAUGAUGUAUUUAUCAAGUGUUUAUACAAAUACUCCAAAGUGGAACAACGAUUUGGUAAAUAAAUAUCAUUUAUUUGAGAUACAC
Gilbertella persicaria is the source of this 936-nucleotide messenger RNA. Its product is annotated as Decaprenyl diphosphate synthase-like protein. Gene Ontology annotation, molecular function: ditrans,polycis-polyprenyl diphosphate synthase [(2E,6E)-farnesyl diphosphate specific] activity. The coding region runs from base 21 to 914 and encodes 297 amino acids. The record is from RefSeq and is a predicted model, not a curated record. Lineage: Eukaryota; Fungi; Mucoromycota; Mucoromycetes; Mucorales; Choanephoraceae. The transcript has 5 exons. Gene Ontology annotation, cellular component: endoplasmic reticulum membrane; dehydrodolichyl diphosphate synthase complex.